AUGACCAUUCUCCGCCAUCCUCUCCGGUUUCUCUUCAAACCACGGUUCCUCUACUUCCAAUCUCCCUCCGGGCAGUCCAGUCGACCGUUUUCUACCUCUCAGAUACUCCGCACUGCUCUCGACAUGCCGCCGCCGCCAGUUGACACGACCCAGCGUCUCGCAAAGCUGCGAGAGCUGAUGGCUCAGAACAAGGUCGAUGUAUAUACUUUCAUAUCCAGCUUCACUGGCUCCGCGGGAUGUGCUAUCGUCUCCAUGAGUAAAGCUGCUCUGUCUACGGACGGCAGAUACUUCAGUCAAGCUGCAAAGCAACUCGAUUCCAACUGGACUCUGUUGAAGCGAGGCGUCGAGGGUGUCCCAACCUGGGAAGAAUGGACUGCUGAGCAGGCUGAGAACGGCAAAGUUGUUGGCGUUGAUCCGUCACUCAUCACAGCAGCCGAUGCCAGAAAGCUGUCUCAGACGUUGAAGACCACCGGAGGUUCCUUGAUUGGAAUUGACCAGAACUUGAUCGAUGCCGUCUGGGGUGAUGAACGUCCUGCACGACCUUCCAACCAGAUUACUGUACAGCCUGUCGAGCGUGCAGGAAAGUCAUUCGAAGAGAAGGUAGAAGACCUACGAAAGGAAUUGGCCGCAAAGAAGAGAUCUGCUAUGGUGAUAUCCACCUUGGAUGAGAUUGCAUGGCUCUUCAACCUCCGUGGAAGCGAUAUUCCAUACAACCCCGUCUUCUUCUCAUAUGCAAUCGUGACUCCCUCCGUGGCAGAACUCUACGUAGACGAGAACAAGCUGUCUCCAGAAGCCAGAAAACACCUCGAAGGCAAGGUCGUUCUCAAGCCAUACGAGAGCAUCUUCCAAGCUUCCAAAGCCCUCGCCGAAUCAAAGGCAUCGGCUAGCAGCGGUUCCGGUGGAAAAUUCCUGUUGUCCAACAAGGCUUCCUGGUCCGUGAGCCUUGCCCUCGGAGGAGAGCAGAACGUUGUCGAGGUUCGAAGCCCCAUAACCGACGCCAAGGCCAUCAAAAACGAGGUUGAACUUGAAGGCUUCAGGAAAUGCCACAUUCGUGACGGCGCAGCUUUGAUCGAGUACUUCGCCUGGCUUGAAAAUGCCCUGAUCAAAGAAGGUGCCAAGCUGGAUGAGGUAGAUGGAGCCAACAAGCUCUUUGAGAUUCGCAAGAAGUAUGACCACUUCGUCGGCAACUCCUUUGACACCAUCUCUUCGACCGGCGCCAACGGUGCUACAAUUCACUACAAGCCUGAGAAGUCCACAUGUGCUGUAAUUGACCCGAAGGCCAUGUACUUGUGUGACUCUGGCGGCCAAUACCUCGAUGGUACCACUGACACUACCCGAACUCUUCACUUCGGAGAGCCCACCGAGUUCCAGAAGAAGGCUUAUGCACUUGUUCUCAAGGGACACAUUAGCAUUGACAAUGCCAUUUUCCCCAAGGGAACCACCGGAUAUGCCAUUGACUCCUUUGCUCGACAGCACUUGUGGAAGGAAGGUCUGGAUUACCUCCACGGAACCGGCCACGGCGUUGGGUCAUUCUUGAACGUCCACGAGGGACCUAUGGGCAUCGGAAGCCGAGCUCAGUAUGCUGAAGUCCCACUCUCCGCCAGCAACGUUCUCUCCAACGAACCCGGAUAUUAUGAGGACGGCAACUUCGGUAUCCGUCUCGAGAACCUUGUGAUCUGCAAGGAAGUCAAGACUCCACACAAAUUCGGUGACAAGCCUUUCCUCGGAUUUGAGUACAUCACCUUGGUUCCUUUCUGCCAGAAACUUCUUGAUGCUUCUCUCCUGACUGAAGCUGAGAGGAAAUGGGUGAACGACUACCAUGCGAAAGUCUGGGAGAAGACCAGUCCUUUCUUCGAGAAGGAUGAGUUGACGACCAACUGGCUAAAGCGCGAGACCCAGCCCAUUUAA
Nannizzia gypsea CBS 118893 is the source of this 1908-nucleotide messenger RNA. RefSeq names its product aminopeptidase P. Gene Ontology annotation, molecular function: metalloaminopeptidase activity. NCBI's taxonomy places the organism in Eukaryota, Fungi, Ascomycota, Eurotiomycetes, Onygenales, Arthrodermataceae. The record is from RefSeq and is a predicted model, not a curated record. The coding region runs from base 1 to 1908 and encodes 635 amino acids. The transcript has 9 exons.